This is a messenger RNA of Synchiropus splendidus (mandarinfish), 1163 nucleotides long. It is a transcript of the gene snx20, whose product is annotated as sorting nexin 20. The coding region runs from base 140 to 967 and encodes 275 amino acids. The transcript is spliced from 3 exons. Gene Ontology annotation, biological process: protein transport. Gene Ontology annotation, cellular component: early endosome membrane. The record is from RefSeq and is a predicted model, not a curated record. Gene Ontology annotation, molecular function: protein binding; phosphatidylinositol phosphate binding. Lineage: Eukaryota; Metazoa; Chordata; Actinopteri; Syngnathiformes; Callionymidae.
UCCUUUACGCGCAAAAACACACUUGGCUCACACACUCACCUUCAGAUGUUACAGCCGUCAUCGUCGACGUUCAGCAUUGUUUCUUGCAGACCAUGAUGUCAUAAGUUCAUCUCCAAGACUUGGGGAGUCAGAUGUGGAAAUGGAGUCUUCGGAUUAUGUUCCGAGUUCUUCCAGCUUGACCACUAAAGAGCUGCAGCAGAACUUGAAGUUGGUGAAACGGAGGGAUCGACCCAUCCGCCUGCUGUUCGACAUCCCCAGCGCGCGCAUCGUCGAGCGUGCGCUCAGCAAAUACGUGCUGUACAAGGUGGUGGUGAUGCGCUCGGGCAGCUUUGACAACAUCUGCCUGCCUGUGGAGCGCCGCUACAGCGACUUCUGUCGCUUCCAUCACAAGCUCCAGGAGGAGUUCAGUGAGGAGCUGGAGGACGUGCUGCUGCCUCGAAAGCUACUCUCUGGGAAUUUCGAUCCUGAAAACAUAGUAGAACGUCGACUCGGACUCCGGGACUAUUUGGCGAAGCUGUACGCGACUCGCUGUGUGAGAUAUUCCCCACGUUUCCCAGAGUUCUUCACUGAGCAGGAACAGAAGCGGGCGCAUAGUUUUCUGCGAGCAGGUCAGUUUAAAUCAGCCUUGGAUGAGCUGCAGCUUAUUUUGGGAAUACAGGAGCGGAUGGAGCCGUGGCAGUCGGCGACACUGCUGGUGCCAACGCUGUGUGCCAUGGCUGUCUGCUACCGGGACUUGGAAGAGCCGGAGCAAGCCUUCGCUGCUGCUCACAGAGUUCUGCCCACGCUGAGACGCUACAAGGUGGACAAGUACAGGACCCCGGUCCUGGAGAUGCUGGUGGAUCUGGGCUACCAGCUGGGCAAACCGGUGGCUCAGUUACAAGAUGAGCUCACCAAGCUGAGAGACGGUGAGAGGGGGGAGGUGUCCUACUGCUCCCUGAAAGAGCUGGUGGUGCAGGAGUUCAUCUGAAGGCCGCCGCAGAAGAUGACAUGUCAUGACCUGUCUCCUUGUGUGUACAGAUUAAAAAUAGCUAGCAAACGCAGGCAUUCUAUGAACAAAAACGUGGUCGGUGUUGAGCUGACUUCUGAUCACACUUUCAAAUAAAGAUGAAUUUUUAAAAUUCAUAAAUAAGAAUCGAGUGGAAAGAAUGAUGGUUUUCAUUGAA